Molecule: messenger RNA, 3004 nt
Organism: Bufo gargarizans (Asiatic toad)
Lineage: Eukaryota; Metazoa; Chordata; Amphibia; Anura; Bufonidae
Gene: PLA2G6
Product: phospholipase A2 group VI
Exons: 19
Coding region: 140-2581 (813 amino acids)
Biological process (GO): cardiolipin acyl-chain remodeling; positive regulation of ceramide biosynthetic process
Cellular component (GO): mitochondrion
Molecular function (GO): protein binding
Source: RefSeq, a predicted model, not a curated record
UGGUUAGCAGUUUCCUGAAGGAGAUACAGGAGAGCCAGGAUUGGCUAAGACGCUUCUGAACUGUGAAUCUGCGCGGAAGCGUGUGACAGCCGGUGGAUUGUGGCGGCUUGUCGGGAAGGACCGCAUCACUGACUUUUUCAUGGACCUCUUUGGAAGAAUCUUCAAUACUGUGAGUGCUGUGAGCAACCUCUUUACCAAUCCUUAUCGUGUGCGGGAGGUGCCACUUUUGGACUAUGCUGGCUGCCAAAGACUUAAGGAAGAUGGGCGAAUCUUACUUUACAAGAGCAAGACAUCAAAAGUGUGGGACUGUCUCCUAGUAAACCCAAUGACGCCACAAAAUGCCUUUCGUCUAUUUCAGUUGGAUUCAGAAACAGAAGCAUUGCAUCAGUUCCAAGAAUAUGCAACCAAAAUGCGUCCAUUCUAUGAGAGCUCCAGACAGGGCCUCCAGCUGAACACUGUCCAGCUACUUACAGACUGUCUGCGUGGGCACCCCAACUGGUCUUUGGCGCACGUGGCAGUAGAGAUGGGUCUUCGGGACAGUUUUAAACACAACGGUAUUCUGAGAAGUGUGAAUAGUACAGAAUGUGACGUGGGCUGUACCCCACUGCACCUGGCCUGCAAGAAAGGGGACAUCGAAUGCAUUCAGGAGUUGGUAGAAGACUGCCAGGCUCGGGCGGAUAUUUCUGACUUCAAUGGAGAGACCGUGUACCACUAUGCUGCCCGUCAAAACAACCCUCGUGUUAUUGAGAUCCUGUGUUCUGUACCUUCUAUUGGUAUUAACCACCUGAGCAACUCUGGAGAGACUCCAUUGCAUGUGGCUUGUCGCAUGGGCAAAACCGAUGCAGUUCUAGCCUUUUUGCGCUGUCAUGCGCACUGUGAUAUCCUUGGAAGGGAUGGAUACCCCAUUCACACGUCUAUGAAAUACUCAAUGAAAGGAUGUGCUGAAGCAAUACUGGAUGUUUCUGCAAACCAGGUACAUGUUGAAGAUCCUAAAUAUCAGGCAAUCCCUUUGCAUUGGGCAAAGACCGCUGAGAUGUCUAUACUUUUGCUGGAGCGCGGUAGUAAAGUGAAUGCUUUAAGUAGGACAGCAGAAACUCCUUUACACAUUAUGGUUAAGAAGGACAGAUUUGACUGUGUCAUGGUGCUCUUGACCCAUGGAGCAAACCCAAACACAAAGGGUGAACAUGGAAAUUCAGCUUUGCACCUGGCUAUGAAGAAAGAUCACCUGGAGCUUAUUAAAGCCCUUAUGGUUUUUGGGGCUGAUGUGGAGCAGGCUAAUGAUUUUGGUGAAACGCCAGGACUCCUUGCAGCCAGAUCAAGCAAAGGGUCCAAUCGCAAGGUGCUACUCGACAUGCUUUGUAACAUAGGAGCAGAGCGCUGUUUUCCCCCUGACACCCAGUUUCCACCAGCUGCAUCCUCCCCCGCCACAGCACCCCCCGCGGACAGAACUAGCAGCAUAGGCUUCCAGGACUUGGUGUAUGUCUCCACUGCUUUAGGCAGUAUGCUGGCCUCACAUGACUGUGUGGAUUUUACAAGAAAUGACCUAAGAACGCAGGAUCGCCUUCUCUGCUUGGAUGGUGGUGGAAUUCGUGGACUGGUUCUUAUUCAGCUGCUUAUUGCCAUAGAGAAAAUUGCGGGCCGUCCAAUAAAAGAGCUCUUUGACUGGGUUUCUGGCACCAGUACUGGUGGUAUUUUAGCAUUAGCCGUAGUACACGGAAAGUCCAUGGAAUACCUCCGCUGUUUGUACUUCCGCAUGAAGAAUGAGGUUUUUCGCGGCUCACGGCCAUAUGAGUCUGGGCCAUUGGAGGAUUUUUUAAAAAGGGAAUUUGGGGAACAAACAAAGAUGACAGAUGUAAAGCACCCCAAAGUAAUGGUGACUAGUGCAAUGUCAGAUAGGCACCCGGCAGAACUUCAUCUGUUCCGAAACUAUGAACCCCCAAAUGAAGGCCGAGAACCAACAUUCAAGAGGCUUGCUUCAUUCCGGCCAGUAACAAAACCAGAAGGUGAAGAGGGAGAAAGUUUAGAGCUGUCGUGGGAAGAUCAGUUGGUGUGGCGUGCCGCCCGCUCCAGUGGUGCUGCCCCCACCUACUUUCGCCCCAUGGGCCGUUUCCUGGAUGGCGGGCUGCUAUCAAAUAAUCCCACCCUAGAUGCCAUGACUGAAAUACAUGAUUUCAACACCUGUAUGAAACGUGAGGGUAAAGGUGGGCAGGUAAAGAAAUUAGGUGUGGUAGUAUCACUUGGCACCGGGAAGCCUCCACAAAUUCAAGUGAGCUCCGUUGAUGUGUUUAGGCCAUCUAACCCAUGGGAGAUGAUGAAGACUGUGGUUGGAGCAAGAGAACUGGGCAAGAUGGUUAUAGACUGUUGCACAGAUUCAGAUGGUCCAGCUGUAAAUAGGGCCCAGGCAUGGUGUGAAAUGAUAGAUGUUCCAUAUUUCAGGUUAAGCCCACAGCUGCAAACAGAUGUCAUGCUGGAUGAAGUUAGUGACGCAGUGUUGAUUAAUAUGCUUUGGGACACCCAGAUCUACAUCUACCAGCAGAAGGAGGAACUGCAAAGAUUGGCAAGGCUUCUCUUGACACUAUGAAGACUGAAUUCUAACAGUACAGAAGGUCUGCAGUGAAACGAUUGAGGACUUGUAUGGAAGCACAAGACAUUGAAGAAACAUCUCAACUCUAACAGCUUUCAUCUAGCUUUACUGCCUGUGGUUAAUAUUCUGUGUGGUUAUUCACUAUAUGUUCACCUACAACGUAAUGAACAUUGUCUUCCCGAUAUAUCGUUUUGCUAAAUAGAACUAUACAGUUCAUGUGGCACCCUGCCUGUAGCAUGGACACUUCAGAGGCCUCUGUCCUGGAGGUUAGGAUUGCCGCUGCACCUCCUAGCUGCUAACAUAAGGCCUUUAUCUUUACAACCUUUAUUGACCAUUUCUUGCUUGGUGUUUGAAAAGUUGCAGAUCUAUAAUAUCUGGUUAUCCUCAUUAAAUAGCACAAUUAAAGAGGCUUUCCUAUGA